GUGACGCGCGGCGGCGGGCGAUGACGCGGGCGGGCGAUGGGGCAGACGCUGUGCGUCUGUUCCCGGGGCACCGUCAGCCUGGGGGGAGCGCGCUACCUCCUGCUCCACCGCCUGGCAGAGGGGGGCUUCAGCUACGUGGACCUGGUGGAGGGGCUACGGGAUGGGCGCUUCUACGCCCUGAAGCGCAUCCUGUGCCACGACAAGGAAGACCGCCAGGCUGCCCUGCACGAGGUGGAGAUGCACGGCCUCUUCGACCACCCCAACAUCCUGCGCCUGGUGGCCCACUGCAUGGUAGAGAAGGGYGCCAAGCACGAGGCCUGGCUUCUCCUGCCCUAUGUGAAGGGGGGAACCCUCUGGAGAGAGGUGGAAGCACUACGAGAGAAAGGGACCUUCAUGCCAGAGCAGCGGAUCCUCCUCAUCCUCCAUGGGAUCUGCCGUGGGCUGCAGGCCAUCCACAGCAAGGGCUAUGCACACAGGGACCUCAAGCCCACCAAUGUGCUGCUGGAUGAGGAUGACCAGCCUGUGCUGAUGGACCUGGGCUCCAUGAACCGAGCUCGCAUCGAAGUCAACAGCUCUCAGGAGGCCAUGGCUGUGCAGGACUGGGCUGCCCAGCGCUGCACCAUCUCCUACCGUGCCCCUGAGCUCUUCACAGUGCCGAGCCAGUGCGUCAUAGAUGAGCGUACGGAUAUCUGGUCCCUAGGCUGUGUGCUGUACUGCAUGAUGUUUGGAGAAGGUCCCUACGAUGCCAUCUUCCAGAAGGGUGACAGUGUGGCUCUGGCCGUUCAGAACCCCCUCACGCUGCCCUCCACAACCAGGUACUCGGCUGCCUUGCAGCGCCUGCUCUUCUCCAUGAUGACAGUGAACCCCCAGGAGAGACCCAACAUCAAUGAAAUCCUCCACCAGCUGGAGGGGCUGCAGCCAGCACCAGCAGGACAGGACACCACGCAGAUCUGAGCCCACCCCAUUCCAGUGGUGACUCAUCCCAAGGCUGAGCCAGGGGAAAAGCAGCUGCCCUAAUCCCUGCUGCCUUGCAGACCUGUUGCAGAGGAGAUUGAUGCCCUGGGGGAGAGCUGCUCUGUGCCAGAGGUGUGUUGGAUUUGGAGUGUUCUGUGCCCUGGAUGCUGCUGCCUGGGCCUUGGUCUGUGCCCCUGAGCUGUGGAUAUGUGAUCUGCUGCUAAACAUGGGUCCCUCACCAGCUGCUGCCUUCCCUGGGGGUGGCAGAAGAAGAGGAUGUUGUGGGACCCCUCCUGGGGAUGAGAGCCACUGUCCUGCAGCUCUGUGCCCCAGGAAGGUUGCUCCUGCCCGGGGCAGAGCUGCGGGCUGGAUCCCGGUGCUGUGUUGGAGGGAGGUGGAGGCCCCAGUGCCCACUCUGCCAUUGCUCUUGGCACCAAUGUUGCCUUGUGUUUGAAGUAAAGUAUGUUCUUGCGGAGGUGUGUUUGUGUCCCUGUC
Molecule: messenger RNA, 1449 nt
Organism: Malurus melanocephalus (red-backed fairy wren)
Lineage: Eukaryota; Metazoa; Chordata; Aves; Passeriformes; Maluridae
Gene: STK16
Product: serine/threonine kinase 16
Exons: 7
Coding region: 37-954 (305 amino acids)
Biological process (GO): protein phosphorylation
Cellular component (GO): Golgi apparatus; cytoplasm
Molecular function (GO): protein serine/threonine kinase activity; ATP binding
Source: RefSeq, a predicted model, not a curated record